AUUGCAGCUAAUCGAACACACACGCAGGAACACAGACACGGUCUUCUGCUAUACCAAAGGUGCCUGGGCGCAUAGACCCGCUCGAGCGAGCGAGCGAGCGAGCGACCGCGCGCGCGCGCACACACACACACUAACACACACACACUAACACAUACACACACACACACACACACACACGCCAGCCUGCGGGUUGGCUAAGAGCCUUGAAACCGCAGAUCCCACUAGGACAUCGCCAGAGGCACUGAAGUAGGUGUUGUCCCCCACACUAAUUACUACUUCCCCAAGCACUUUGGUGAAGAAAUGAAUCCCGCCCAGCUCGCGGGUGCAUCCAGGUCUUGGUUCUGUUAGGCUCUCCAGACUCGCCUUCUUCGUGAAAGCCAGAUCAAGGGAGAAAAGGAGCUGGCGGCUGGCUUCGGACUCUGAGCGGUGCUCAGCUCGUUCCCGGGCAAGUCAGCCCCGAACCCGCGAAGGGCUCCUCGCUCCUGCCAGCCUUCACCAAGGAAAUCGCAGCCCCCGGAGGCAGCUGGAGCUACACCGGUGGCAGGUUUGAAUGUGUAUUUGGCUACUUGGCUACUGAUUAGAGAACACAAAAUGAAUAACUCAACAAACUCCUCUAACAGUGGCCUGGCUCUGACCAGUCCUUAUAAGACAUUUGAAGUGGUGUUUAUUGUCCUUGUGGCUGGAUCCCUCAGUUUGGUGACCAUCAUUGGGAACAUUCUGGUCAUGGUCUCCAUUAAAGUCAACCGCCACCUCCAGACCGUCAACAAUUACUUUUUGUUCAGCUUGGCCUGUGCUGACCUCAUCAUUGGUGUUUUCUCCAUGAACUUGUACACCCUCUACACUGUGAUUGGCUACUGGCCUUUGGGACCUGUGGUAUGUGACCUUUGGCUCGCCCUGGACUAUGUGGUCAGCAAUGCAUCAGUGAUGAAUCUGCUCAUUAUCAGCUUUGACAGGUACUUCUGUGUCACAAAACCGCUCACCUACCCAGUCAAGCGGACCACGAAAAUGGCAGGUAUGAUGAUUGCAGCUGCCUGGGUCCUCUCCUUUAUCCUCUGGGCCCCGGCCAUUCUCUUCUGGCAGUUCAUCGUAGGGGUGAGGACUGUGGAGGAUGGGGAAUGCUACAUUCAGUUUUUCUCCAACGCUGCUGUCACCUUCGGUACUGCCAUUGCAGCCUUCUAUUUGCCUGUGAUCAUCAUGACCGUGUUAUACUGGCACAUAUCCCGAGCCAGCAAGAGCAGGAUAAAGAAGGACAAGAAGGAGCCCGUGGCCAACCAAGACCCGGUUUCUCCCAGUCUGGUACAGGGCAGGAUAGUGAAGCCAAACAACAACAACAUGGCCGGCAGUGACGAUGGCCUAGAGCACAACAAAAUCCAGAAUGGCAAAGCCCCCAGGGAUGCGGUGACCGAAAACUGUGUCCAGGGAGAGGAGAAAGAGAGCUCCAACGAUUCCACCUCAGUCAGUGCCGUCGCCUCUAACAUGAGAGAUGAUGAAGUCACCCAGGAUGAGAACACAGUGUCCACUUCCCUGGGCCAUUCCAAAGAUGAGAACUCUAAGCAAACAUGCAUCAGAAUUGUCACCAAGACCCAAAAAGGUGACUCGUGUACCCCAACUAAUACCACCGUGGAGCUCGUUGGUUCUGCAGGUCAGAACGGAGAUGAAAAGCAGAAUAUCGUAGCUCGCAAGAUUGUGAAGAUGACGAAGCAGCCCGCCAAAAAGAAGCCUCCUCCCUCCCGGGAGAAGAAAGUGACCAGGACAAUCUUGGCUAUUCUGUUGGCUUUCAUCAUCACUUGGGCCCCAUACAAUGUCAUGGUGCUCAUUAACACCUUCUGUGCACCCUGCAUCCCCAACACAGUGUGGACAAUUGGUUAUUGGCUCUGCUACAUCAACAGCACGAUCAACCCCGCGUGCUAUGCACUUUGUAACGCCACCUUCAAGAAGACCUUUAAACAUCUUCUCAUGUGCCAUUAUAAGAACAUAGGCGCUACGAGGUAAAACAUCUUUGUAGAGAAGGCAGGUGGUGAGGGGAGCUUGGGAAAAAGAAAAGGGAUAAAAGAGCUCCCAGUUUUAAAAAAUCUCUGCCAUUGCACUUUAUAGUCUUAUUAUGGAAUGUGCAAUUAAGGAGCCUAACAGUGACACUUUUGUCACGCUGAUGGCUCCGGUUUGAGAAACCUGCACCUUAUAAACCCUGUCAGUUUAGGAGCAAUGAGACCCUGAAAAAGACAUGUUGGAGUUGUGGAUUGAAGGGACAAUCUACGCUUUCUUGUACUCUCUUGAAGAAGGGCUUCUGAAUCUACAAUUUUAUCUCUGCACAAGAAGAAUAACCUCGCUCCUUUUUUUUUGUUGUUGUUGUUGUUGUUGUUCCUGUGUGUCCAUACGAGGAUGAAAUGCCACGGUUACAAGCUAACAUGGAGACUUAAACAUAAGGAAAUAGACAUCACACAAUGGAGAAGUGAAGAAAGAGAAUCAAAACAGGAUGUAGAAAUGGUCUCCAGAGUGUUAAGCAUAUAUUAUUCUUUUGUUACAGUUUUAUUUGGAGAAUUGCAACAUAAUGCUCCUUCCCCUUUACCUUUCCCUUUUCCCACCAUCAAAAGAAAGCAAACAAACAAAAACCCUAACUAGAUCAGAUCGUUAUUUUUCUCAUUAUACCAUCGGCUUUUGUACUUCCCUGUUGUACGUUGUGUAAGGGCAAAAAUCUGCAGGACUUCCAGUAAAUACAACCAGACACAGCCUUGAAAGUGGGCCUUUCACCCCU
Odobenus rosmarus divergens (Pacific walrus) is the source of this 2752-nucleotide messenger RNA. RefSeq names its product cholinergic receptor, muscarinic 2 (gene CHRM2). Gene Ontology annotation, cellular component: plasma membrane. The transcript has 3 exons. NCBI's taxonomy places the organism in Eukaryota, Metazoa, Chordata, Mammalia, Carnivora, Odobenidae. The record is from RefSeq and is a predicted model, not a curated record. Bases 592 to 1992 code for a protein of 466 amino acids. Gene Ontology annotation, molecular function: G protein-coupled acetylcholine receptor activity. Gene Ontology annotation, biological process: regulation of heart contraction; adenylate cyclase-activating adrenergic receptor signaling pathway.